AUGCAUGUGAUGUUUUUAUUCAUCUUUAUUUUCUAUUCGAUCAUUAAUUCGAUUUUAGCAGCGAAUUAUUCAUGUAAUACAGUUUCUUCAUGCGGUUGUUCAACAGUAUCUACAGUUGUUACAUCACGAAUUAUUGGUGGAGAAAUUGCAUCUAAUCAUACGUGGGAUUGGAUAGUUUCUUUUCAAAGCAACGGUGCACAUAGAUGUGGUGCAAGUCUUUUAACAUCCGAAUAUGCUGUAACAGCAGCUCAUUGUACUGUAGCCUUAUUACCUCUUAUGCCAAAUUUAACUAUUGUUGCUGGUACAAAUUAUUUAACGGAUUCAUCCAAUACAGCUGUACAACGAAGAUCUAUCAUUAACAUGUUUACACAUCCAAAUUAUAAGAAUGGUACAUUCGUGAAUGAUAUCGCUAUUCUCCAGUUUGCUCCACUUAAUAUAUCAUCAGAUUUUAAUAUCGGUUUUAUUUGUUUACCUCAAAUAAAUCACGAUCCAUUUCAAACGAAUACUAGUCUUAUAGCUAUAGGCUGGGGUGUCACAUCUACCGCUGCAAAUGCUAAUGCAUCUGACUUUCUAGAACAAGUAACUGUCCAAGUUUUCUCAUCAACAUCAUCAGAUUGUCAACGAUCAAACAUAACCAAUACAACUGUACAAUUCUGUGCAGGAGUUUCUGAAGGUGGUAAAGAUACAUGUCGAGGUGAUAGUGGAGGCCCAUUAAUGGCUUUUGUUGAUAAUGCAUGGGUAUUAGCAGGAAUAACAUCUUUUGGUCAAGGAUGUGCUCAAGCAGGAUAUCUUGGAGUAUACACACGAGUGUCUUCGUUUAUUCCAUUUAUCAACUCAAUUAUUUUUUUUUCAAUACAAGCAUCAACAACACCAUCACAAGUUUUGAAUGGAAUAACUGUAAAAAAUCAAGGCAGAAAUAUGAUAAAUAAAUCUGGAUCAAUUUCAAUCUUUUGCUUUUUAUUUAUAAUAUUUUCUUUAUUUUCAAUCUAA
Molecule: messenger RNA, 990 nt
Organism: Adineta steineri
Lineage: Eukaryota; Metazoa; Rotifera; Eurotatoria; Adinetida; Adinetidae
Source: the annotation of a GenBank genome assembly